Messenger RNA from Drosophila persimilis, 1406 nucleotides. It is a transcript of the gene Spag1, whose product is annotated as sperm-associated antigen 1. Gene Ontology annotation, cellular component: mitochondrion; cytosol. Bases 30 to 1388 code for a protein of 452 amino acids. The record is from RefSeq and is a predicted model, not a curated record. NCBI's taxonomy places the organism in Eukaryota, Metazoa, Arthropoda, Insecta, Diptera, Drosophilidae. The transcript is spliced from 6 exons. Gene Ontology annotation, molecular function: heat shock protein binding.
AGCGGAAGACUUUGUUGGAGAAAUAUAAUAUGCCCUUGAGCCAUCUGGAUUUUAGUUAUGUGGAAACGUGUAAAAAUGCACGGGAAAUGGAGAAAAUUGUGCAAAUCCUACGAUCUGGGGAGGAGGGCUAUUUCCCGGACCUGCAGCGUUGUUCCGAGGAAAAACUGAAGGAGCUGAAGCCCAACAGUAAAUUGUUCCGCUACGAGGAGCCGAUACAAAACAGCGAUAUCCUUGAUAAACAGGAACUUAAACCCAUUCUGGAUUGGACACAUGACAUCAAGUCGAAGGACAAUGCCUUAAACGAACUAAAGAAUGACGUGGAAUGCUUGGGUUUGGAUUUGGCACCUAUGCGGAAACCGGCCAAAAUAGACGCGGAUUUGUCCAGCACUAAGCAAUCAAAGCCAGUAAAAGCUCCUCCAGAGCCCCCAAAGACUACGGAAAAGCGAAUCCGUUCAACAGACUACAACAAAUGGGACAAGUACGAUCCCGACGAGGAAAUACUGCGCAUGGAACUGGCGGAGGAGCGCACUAAAGAGCAGGAAGAGCAAAAAAAUCGACCAGACCCCACUCCGAUCUCUGAAGAAGUGUUGAAAAGUGAAAGGAAUGAACUACAGGAGCGCCUCCAGGAACAGCUUAAGAAACUAAGCCAGGUGGAACGAGAGCAAUUCGCUGAAAAACGUCGUUUACGUGGCAACGAAUACUUCAAGUCGAAGGAGUAUGAAAGUGCCAUAGAAGAAUACAAUUGUGCCAUUAUCUACGAUCCCGAGAAUGCAGCUCGGGCCUACAACAAUCGCGCGGUGUCACAUAUGAAAGUGAAGAACUAUCUAGCCGCUAUAUCGGACUGCAAGGCAUGUCUGGAAAUGGAGCCAGACAAUCUGAAGGCUCGUCUUCGCCUGGCCGAUGCCAGCUAUGCCCAAGGAUGUCGCCGCGAGUCCCUCCAUCUUUACCAGCGCGUUCUAGACCUGCAGCCGGAUAAUGCUGCUGCCUUAAAAGCCCUGGAACUGCUAAAUAAUCAGCUCGGAGAACUUGCUCCGAGUCAUGCCACCCGUUUGAUGAUUGAGGAGUUAAAGCCAGAUGCACCGGCCAAACCUAAGGAUAAUUCCAAAAAAAUUACUGAUCCAGUGGCGAAGACAGUUCCAGUGGCGAAGCCACCUCCUCUCAAGGAAUAUGAUCUGGCCGAGCUGGUGAAACCGAAUCGUGUGGUCAAAAGCAAACUGAUUACUGCAGCCGAAGCGUUGGGCAAUAAAUUCAACGCUCCCACUGCAUCCGCACCCAAGACACAGACACAGCCACUCAUAAGCGAAGCACCCUCCACGUUGACAGCAAUGCUACGUAUGCCCCAGACCAACACCAAAAGGAACAACAAGCUGCUGAUAGAGGAGAUAUAAUUGACACAUUUAUUUAGA